This is a messenger RNA of Megalobrama amblycephala (Wuchang bream), 2847 nucleotides long. It is a transcript of the gene dkk1a, whose product is annotated as dickkopf WNT signaling pathway inhibitor 1a. Gene Ontology annotation, molecular function: receptor antagonist activity; co-receptor binding. Lineage: Eukaryota; Metazoa; Chordata; Actinopteri; Cypriniformes; Xenocyprididae. Gene Ontology annotation, biological process: negative regulation of canonical Wnt signaling pathway; multicellular organism development. The coding region runs from base 1590 to 2357 and encodes 255 amino acids. The record is from RefSeq and is a predicted model, not a curated record. Gene Ontology annotation, cellular component: extracellular region. The transcript has 4 exons.
AAAAAAGCAACCGGUAUCGGAAUCUGCCUAUUUGCUUGUGUAAAAAAAAAAAAAAAAAAAAAAAAAAGGCCAUGAAAAUGAUGGGUGCAUCACUAUAGGCUAUAUCUGCUUACCCUGGAGGAAUUAGAAAUUAGAUUAAAAAUUAGUUCACUGUGUAGUCAGGCAGAUGCAUUCAGCCCCAAAGCAGAAAUAACAUCACAGAUUAAUUUGUUCCAUCAUUAAUGAAUUAACCUAUGCUCUAAAAUGCUACAAGGCAAUAAUCAUACUGAAACCAGCAACAACAAAAUGACUGAAUCCUACUUUUUGUUGUUUUAUUUGUUAUUGUUUUUUCCCCUAUGGUGAUGAACUGAUACACUAGUCUUAUUCAUUCAUGUACCAUGUAUAUCCCUGCUGUAAAGUCACAUGCAGAGUGCUGAAAUACAGAGAAGCCGUCUUUAAAUAUUCUGAACCUCAUUUCAAAUCCCCUAAAAUAUUUAUUUAAUGAUUUUCUCAAUGAAGCUUCGUGAUCUGUAGGGGGCACCAGUUCACCAUUUAAUUUCAGAAAAACGCCAGCAACACUCAACAUUCUUCUGAAGAACAGAGUCGAUUUUAACUUUACACCGACUCGCAGCCAAUGUCAAUUCUGUGAAACUAUGACAAAUAUGAAAUUGAACAGAGUUACACUUUUAUGUUCCUGUUUAAUCUCUGUAAUAUCUAAUUACUAAAUGACGGAAAUGAAGCGAUUAAAUCAACAUACAGCUGAAAAAAAGAACAGCAUGAAGAUGUUUAUCUUUAAUCUUAAUAAGUAGAUCAGAAAAGUAUUGUUAAGCGUUUUCUACAAUGCAUUUGACACCAUUGUAGGUGUGUCACCAAUGUGACUUUUAAAUCAUUCUGGACAUAUCACAGUUCAACCAUUAUCAUAACAAUUAUGCUAUUAAUGCACUUAAUGUAGACAAGCGCUGGAUGUAAGCUUGGUGAAUCCUGAACUCUGUUGAACCCCGUAUUUUUACCCACAGAAGAUGCACUUAGUUUCAAUGAAGAGGAAGAUCUGUUUUUAUUGCUGUAAGUUAUAUAAACGCGUGAAACAUUAACGUGCAUAUUAUUUUUAUGUGCUGACAGAAAAAUGAUAAGGUUUAAGCUCUAGUCCUAGUUAACGGAGGUCUGCUGACAGGUACUGUCGUGUAUAAUGAUAUACCUUAAAUUCCACUUUAAGCACUUUAAGUUGUCAGUCUGUUUCUGAGGGGGCGCGACGGUAAUUACGCACACAACUAUUGCGAAAGACAUAGCGAAAUUUCACCAAUCCCUAUUACGAUGAUGGCGUGGCUAUUGAAUAUUCAUUAGGUUACGCAAUGAUCGGUAUUAAGAAGCGUCGGCAUGGCUCAUUAAUAUUCAUGAGCCGGGAAUGCUGCUGCUGCGCGCCUCAACAGAACUAUUCCGAUCGCCUGCGCAGACAUGAGUUCACACAGCACGUCUGCGCAGGCGAUGAGAGGGGAGGUGGAGAGCGUGUUUGAUGCACUCAUACAGUCAUUUAAAAGGGGCGGGAAUAUACAAACAGUCCCGCAUGUAUAAAACUCUUGGAAACACAUGAAGUGCUGUGGAGUUUGGACAUUAUGCGUAACAUACUGGCAGAGAAGAACAUGAGGAACAUGCUCUCACUACUCACCGUUGUGACUGUUUAUCUCGCGGUCUGGGGAGGAAUCACUGCAGAUGCUCAAGUCGGACCUGUGUUACAGAACUCCAUCAGGCAUCUGCCCGCAGCAUCCAGUCCGAGUGACGCGGUGAGCGCGAGCCCGCGCGUAACCGGCACCGCAGACAGCGACGCACCGGCGUCGCCGUACUGCGCCGCUGAUGCUGAGUGCAGGCCCGGUGAGUUUUGUAACGGCUCUCGGGGAGUUUGUCUCUCGUGCCGCAGGCGGAGAAAGCGCUGCGCUCGUGACGGGAUGUGCUGCGCUGGAAACCGAUGCAUCAACGGUGUGUGUCAACCUGCUGAUACCGAAGUUGUGACAGUAGACGCCGCUCAACCGGUUGGCAAUACGGAUGAGCCGAGUAUGACUGUAACACGUGGGCAGAACUUCACACAUCCUAAAAGAACCACCAUCCUACCAAAACCACAGCAGCCACUGAAAGGUGGCGAGGGCGAGACGUGUCUAAGGUCUUCGGACUGUCUGGAAGGGCUGUGCUGCGCCCGACACUUCUGGUCACGGAUCUGUAAGCCCGUGCUGACGGAGGGGCAGGUGUGCACGCGCCACCGCCGGAAAGGAGCUCACGGUCUGGAGAUCUUCCAGCGCUGCGACUGCGGCUCCGGCCUGACCUGCCGAGGCCAGAGAGAGAAACCCGGAGCUGAAAGCCGAAACCUCCACACCUGCCAACCGCGCUGACCACGCAGAACCGCUCUCGGCUCCAAACACACACACACACACACACACACACACACACACACAGCACGCGCACGCAUGCAGACACACAUGCAGCGGCGGCAGAGGAAAACUGAUUGCACGGAAGGAUGCGGCAUUAAAAGGACUGAUCGUAUUUCCUGGACGGAUGCAGAGAAACUGCACCGUACAGAUGUUUCUGUUGUACACUCUGCUAUUUAAGACUUUUUUCCCUGGGUCAUCACAAAAGGCAGAUUGCUUUUGUUUCCCUUUAUAAGGAACUUCUUAUUCUUCUUGCAGUAAAUUACUGUAUUGUAAAUACGUAGUCAGAAAUUGCACUUAACACUGAGCAUAUGGAUCCUGUAAAAGUAGCAUUUUAUGAUUCACACACAUCGAUAUUGUAAAUGUGCAAGCCUAUGAUUUAGAUGGUUGUCAGUACUAUUUUAUUUUAAGCAAAUUGUAAAGAUAUUUGUCUGAUUAAAAUAUAUAAAUGGAA